UCAUUGCUAAAAUUGAAAUUUGAGUUGAACUAAUUUAGAGUCUUCAAAUAAGAUCAAAGAAACGUCUGGUAUACGAGUGUAUAAUCAUAUGACACGUACACUUCAAAUAAGAUCAAAGAAAUGUCUGGUAUAGGAGCGUGUAAUUAUAUGACACGUUUACUUGACACGUACACUUCAAAGAAUUCACAUUUUAUUUGGCAGAAUAAAAAAAUCUGUGCAAACUCAGCCAACCAAGGAAACUAAGCAAACUGAAAAUAAACUAGUAGAAAAUAUUUUUCCAGAGUCAACCCUAAAAAUAUUCCGAGUUGUCCAUUUAGAAAAUUAUAUAACACGUACACUGCAAAUAAGAUCAAAGAAUCGGCUGGUAGGUAUAGGAGCGUAUAGUUAUAUGACACGUACACUGUUAACACAAUUAGUGUUGUAGACGGGAUGUGGUCAGCAGUGUACCCACCACCCACACACACGCCCACACACACACUAUAGGGGAUCUUCUAAUUAACCAACACGUACACGGUAACCAUACAGACGCCCUUUUAUGGGCAUAUGAGUACAUGGAGGUCAUUCGACACUUAUAGCUGUCACACAUAUCCGUUUCUCAUUCCAUAUAUGGUCGUUGCCAUCCGACCCUGAGAACAGGGCAACCACAGCUGCUUUGAUGAGACACGUCGUCAUCUCAGAACCAUCAGAGGAUAGUGGGUGUGGCUGUGGUUCUUUACUGUAUGAUGGCAUUUGGUUCACCUAGUACCUGUAUAAAACAACAGCAUGCAAUAGCUUCUUCCUAGAUCCUAUCAACGACCUUUCCCCUACUUUCACUACUGACUACUACGCAGGCUCCUUAAUAUAUUUCAAUUCUAAGUGAAAGGAUCUUUACCAAACCAAACCACAUUGCUGCAGCUCUGCUCCGUAGUACAGUGACUGCUGCAAUGAUGUCUUACAAGCUUGGUUCUGUGCUGCCGCUGGAGGAGGACAGCCUGCACGAGUUCAAGGGACACAGGAACCUUGCUGUGGAGGAGCUGCCUCGCUGGGCUUUCAUUCCAGGCACUAAUAGGAGGUCCAGGACACCUGUUUCAAGAGCUCUGAAUGGCUUCCUCAACACUGGCGGAGGUGGCACUGUGUACCUGGGUGUGACUGAUGAGGGGGUGGUCAAGGGACUCUACCUCAAUCAGGAUCAGAUUGACCACGUGAGAGUGUCACUGGCUGACCUGAUGAGCCGCUACUGUCCUCGUGUGUCCAGGUCCAGAUACAAGGUGGCAUUCUGUCCAGUAGAGGGCACUCGGUAUGCAAGAUCUCAUCUAAAUGACAGUGGCUACAGCUCUGACUCAGUAGAGCCUACCUCCUCCCCACCCUCCAAGCAGACCAAGGCUCAUGUCCUCCGUACUUCUACGUACUGCUGGUGUGAUCGGGCAGCCUUGGCUCUAUACAACCAGGGCGUACAGUUGCCUAUCUACGUGAUAGAGAUUCGUAUACUGCCGUUUGUGCCCAACCCCUCAGCUCACGAGGACACGCUCCAGCUGGCACCGGUCUACCAGAACGAAGAAGGGACGUCCUUUCUCAGGAAAACUGCUUCCAACAAAUCAAUGAAGUAUCAGGAGAUUGCUGAGUUCACUCGAUUGCAAGCUAGGAACCAUUUUGAAAAAGUUCUGAGAAGGCAAAGGAGCAUGCUCGUUAUGUACCAGAAUCUCUACACAUCGCUGCUUCUGUCUGGGCCGAACAUCAGUUAGUGCAGCCUCGUUGAUUGAACCUCAUUCUCUUAAUAAGAACAUUGUAUCGGAUCACCAUUUUGUAUGCAAUUAUUGGACCUUAAUCGGUGAUUGCUUAACAUCAUUUUACCGGAUCAUUCAUUUCAUCAUUUAUUUCAUCAUUUAUUCUUUCCCAUUUAUUAAUUGAUUUCAAUAACAAUUAAGUGAAUAAAGUAAUAUUAAACACCUGAUAAUGAUAAUUAUAGCACUGUACACUUCAUACACUAGAUUCACAAAAGCACAAAAUAAUAAAUAAUUAUUAAUACUUCAUUAAUUAAUGACAUUUAAUUGCCUAUAAUAUUUAUGAACAACAACUAUGUAGUACAUACAACAGUUUCUAUCCUACCACCAACAUUGUAUCCGUCUGAAACUCGUAAUGGGGGACUUCCAAAUUGAGAGGAGCUGGCCCUUUCCUGACACGCCCUGAGGCAUCGUAAUGAGAGCCAUGACACGGACAAUAGUAGCCUCCGUAAUCUCCAGCAUUUGAGAUGGGCACGCAGCCGAGAUGAGUGCACACACCGAUCACCACCAACCACUGCUCUCGAACAACUCGCUCGUGAUCAUGCUGAGGGUCUCUCAGAGAAGUGACGUCCACACCACGUACUUCCUCAAUCUCGUCACUCGAACGGUUUCUAAUAAAUAGGGGCUUCCCCCGCCAUUUUAUAAUCAUGUUUUUCCCCUCUGGAAUCAUGGACAGAUCCACCUCGAUAUUAGCCAUGGCCAGGACGUCAGCAGUAGCAGACAUACUGCUCAGUAGACCAACGACAGAGUUCUUAGC
This is a messenger RNA of Halichondria panicea, 2517 nucleotides long. RefSeq names its product schlafen-like protein 2. Lineage: Eukaryota; Metazoa; Porifera; Demospongiae; Suberitida; Halichondriidae. The record is from RefSeq and is a predicted model, not a curated record. Bases 924 to 1721 code for a protein of 265 amino acids. The transcript has 9 exons.